AUGGCAGGUACCUUGACAUGGACUGCAGACCGAAAAGAUUAUGAGGAUUACAUGAGUCUCUUACCCGAUUGCCUCAUCCAUCACAUCUUCUCCUCUUUGCCCACGAGGGACGCCGUCAAAACUUGUGUUUUGUCGAAAAGGUGGCAAUCUGUUUGGACCAAUAUCUCGGAUCUCAGGUUCUCCGUCUCUUCUUACGAUGAUACGUUUGUGGACAGGGUUUUGACGCUAUAUGUGGGGCGUAAGGUGAAAAUAUUCCAUCUUGACAUAAAGCAGGACUACUACCACCCUAUCGUUGACUCAUGGGUUCACUUUGCGAUUGAUCAUCAAGUGGAAGACCUUCUUCUCAACUUGAAUAUUUCGUGGUGGAAUUUUUGGCGGAAGGAUUGCAAAUUGUCUCCAUUGCUUACUAAUUGCUCUAAGUUGACUAAGCUAUGUUUGAGAGGCUGUCGUUUCUCAUCUAGUGAUAGUAUUAGUUGGAGUUCGCUUAAGUCCUUGUCCAUUCAAAACGUGAGUGAUGAUGUGCUUCGGAAGAUUUUGAUGGGCGAACGCUUGAAUUUGAUAGAUUGCAGGAGCGUAAAAGGAAUUCAAUCGAGAAGUUUGAGAGAGUUGGUGAUUGAUGGUGGUUGGGUGCAGUACACUUUGGAGAUUUCGACUCCUUGUUUGCUGUCAUUGCGUGUGAGUAGUGCUUAUUUUUGGAAGUCAAUAAGAAUUAUCGAAGCACCAUCCUUAGUUGAAGCCGAAUUAAAUUUCGACGGCGGAGACAAAUCAGAUUGUCACCUGCUAAAAGAAUUGCUUUGCAAGCUGCAAAAUGCUACUCGAAUUCUUUUUGGUGCUUGGUGCGUUCGGAUUAUGUCGCCUUUGAAGGUAGAAGAUGUGCAGGAUUGGCUGCCGAAUUGCAAGUCUCUGACGCUACAUGUGCCCAUUCGGGAUUUCAGCUUUCCUGCUAUAGCAAAUAUGCUAGCAACUACACCAAAUUUGGAGAAGCUUGUCAUAAAAUUUGAGCUAUCUGAGUGGGACACUUCCUGGGCCACUGUGAUAGUGACAGUGGAAAGAUUGCACUUGCACUGUUGA
Molecule: messenger RNA, 1071 nt
Organism: Syzygium oleosum
Lineage: Eukaryota; Viridiplantae; Streptophyta; Magnoliopsida; Myrtales; Myrtaceae
Product: F-box protein At5g03100-like
Exons: 3
Coding region: 1-1071 (356 amino acids)
Molecular function (GO): protein binding
Source: RefSeq, a predicted model, not a curated record